AUGCCUGGCUGGAAAGAGGCGGCCAGAUGGAACCUGGAAAGGGGGGGUCCUAGGAAGACAGAGGCCAGAUUAUAAGCAGCAGCAGCAGCAGCAGCAAGGAAGCACAACAAGAUUUAGCCAGAUAUCGAUAAGAGGAGGGGAAAGGAGGAGGAGGAGAGGCUGAAAAGAAGAUGCAGCUGACACGGUGCUGUUUCAUAUUCCUCAUCCAAGGGAGUAUCUAUCUGCUGGUGAUUUGUGGCCAAGACGAGGCAACAGAGGAAGAGGAGGAGGAAAGUGGGAAGUCGCCCAAAGAGCAACCAAGAUCCCGGGUACAAAAGAAAAAAGCCCAACUCUCCUUGAAACCUUCUGCAGCCCAAUCUCACUUCCAGAACACCAGUCUCCUGGAGUUGGCCUCCAACAACGCACAAGAGUUUUGGGACGUCUUAGAGAGCUUGUCCAAGCACAGCCAGGGUGUGCAACCCCGCAACCGGAGGGACUCGGUUGGCAACCCCGGCCGGCUCAAGAAAAUAUUUGGCUGGGGUGAUUUCUACUCCAAUAUUAAGACGGUAAAGCUGAACCUCUUGAUCACAGGGAAAGUGGUCGACCACGGGAACGGCACAGUCAACGUCUUCUUCCGGCACAACUCCACCGGGCAGGGGAACAUCUCCGUCAGUCUGGUGCCCCCAAACAAAGCUGUGGAGUUUGACCUCGAACAGCAGAUCUUCAUCGAGGCCAAAGAAUCCAAGAUCUUCAACUGCCGGGUGGAGUACGAGAAAGUGGACAAAGCCAAGAAGACCACCCUGUGCACUUAUGACCCCUCCAAAACCUGCUUCCUGAACCACACGCAGAGCCAGGUCUCCUGGGUUUGCUCCAAGCCCUUCAAGGUCAUCUGUAUCUAUAUCACCUUCUACAGCAUAGACUACAGGCUUGUGCAGAAAGUGUGUCCCGACUACAACUACCACAACAAUGUUCCUUAUUACCCCUCCGGGUGACCACGUACCUUUCCCAUCUCAGAAGCGUCCUGUAUCCCAAGUACAGCUUUGAUUUGGGGUUGGGCAAGGAAGGAAGGGGGUGGGGCUGCAAGCAGGGAGGAGGACCUCUGCAGCACCAGACACAGUGGCAAGCCCCCAGCAUCUGCUGAAAGGCAGGGGAGUUUGGGGGGAGUUUGAGAGUACCCAAGCAAGCAUACCAUCCUGGAAACACCUUCCCCACCUGCUCACCUGUCCACCAGCUUUCAUGCAUUCAGGGCUAGCCCAAAACAUGCAAGUGCUCCAAGCGGGAAACCCAAGUUGCACUCCUGCCCCAGUCCCUGCUGUUUAACAAGUGGGGCAUUUCCUCCCAGCAAGGGAUUCUGCUGUGCGAGCCUCAAAUGGGGCUUGCGCCGGAGGAAACCGUUCCCUGCUCCCAGAGCAAGGCACAGCCUCUCUGUUCCUCAGCCGAUGGGUGUCAUGGUCUUGCUGCUGAGCAACAACGUGCAGAGCUUAGGGGAGUGGGAGACCAGCCAACCAGAAGAGCCUCUUAGAGGGGAUUUGCCUGGAGGCAGAGUCAACGUCCAAAGUCAGGUCGAGUCCUAGG
Messenger RNA from Lacerta agilis (Sand lizard), 1554 nucleotides. It is a transcript of the gene NXPH3, whose product is annotated as neurexophilin 3. The record is from RefSeq and is a predicted model, not a curated record. Lineage: Eukaryota; Metazoa; Chordata; Lepidosauria; Squamata; Lacertidae. The transcript has 2 exons. The coding region runs from base 171 to 971 and encodes 266 amino acids. Gene Ontology annotation, molecular function: signaling receptor binding.